UGGAGGGGUCGGCCGCGGCGGCGCCCUCCCCGGGGUCGCCGGACGCUGGCCCGUGGCGCGCGUGGGCUCUGCGGGAGCCGGGGAGGGCGCAGCGCCAGCCCCACGCGGGCGACCCUCCGCCCCCGCCGCCGGCUGCGCGGUCCGGGAGAUGCGGACACGCGUGCACGUUUUCUGCGGCGAGCCUUCCAGCUCCGACACCAGGCCAUCCCACCGCCGAUGGCUUCCUCUUCUCCUGAGCUGGCAGCCCAGGGAUGGGAAAGAUUUAGUAUAAGCUGUAGCCAUGACUACUGAAGUUGGCUCUGCAUCUGAAGUGAAGAAGGACUCUGACCAGGCAGGAGCAGAUGUACCCAAGGAGAAAGCGAAAGAGGCAGAGGACGAGCAGAAUCCGUUAUCUGAGCCAGAGGAGGAGAAAGGUUCCCAGCCAGCUCCUGCAGUGGAAAGCCAACGCAGUCCCCACCGCCGGAAAAGAGAGAAGACACCAUCCGAGAGCAGGGGCAUCUCUCGAUUCAUACCCCCUUGGCUGAAGAAGCAGAAGUCUUAUAACUUGGUAGUAGCCAAAGACGGAGGAGAUAAAAAGGAGCCUACCCAAGCUGAUGUGGAAGAACAGGUCUUGGAAAAGGAGGAUUCGCUUCCCAAGGAAGAGAAUCGGGCCAAGGGUGAUGCAGAAGAGAUGGCUCAGAGAAAGCACUUUGAGGUCAAGGUGGAGGUCAGGGAAGAAAAGCCUUCCUUGAAAAGCAGUGCUGAGACCCAGCCUGCUGAAGAAGUAAGGAGGGACAAAGAGGAAGAGAAGAUACAGGACGCGCAGGAGGAGGCGCAGGAAGAGACGCAGGAAGGAGAGGCGGCAAAGAGGGAGACCAAGGAGGUGCAGACAAGUGAGCUGAAAGCAGAGGUGGCCUCUCAGAAAGCUACCAAGAAGACCAAGACUGUCCUGGCCAAAGUGACCCUCCUAGAUGGCACCGAAUACAGCUGUGACCUAGAGAAACGUGCUAAGGGGCAAGUAUUAUUUGACAGAGUGUGUGAACACCUCAAUCUCUUGGAGAAGGACUACUUUGGACUUCUAAUUCAGGAAAAUUCUGAGCAGAAAAACUGGCUAGAUCCUGCAAAAGAGAUAAAGAGACAGCUGAGAAGUCUUCCCUGGCUGUUCACUUUCAGUGUGAAGUUUUAUCCUCCGGAUCCUUCCCAAUUGACUGAAGACAUCACCAGAUACUUCUUGUGCCUUCAGCUGCGGCAGGACAUUGCCUCUGGCCGCCUGCCCUGCUCCUUUGUGACUCAUGCCCUCUUGGGAUCCUAUACACUUCAGGCUGAGCAUGGAGACUAUGACCCAGAAGAGUAUGACAGCAUUGAUCUUGGUGACUUCCGGUUUGCCCCAAGCCAGACCAAGGAGCUGGAAGAAAAGGUGGCAGAACUGCAUAAAACUCACAGGGGCUUAUCUCCAGCACAAGCGGAUUCUCAGUUCUUAGAAAAUGCAAAGAGGCUUUCCAUGUAUGGCGUUGACCUGCACCAUGCCAAGGACUCAGAAGGUGUGGACAUCAAGCUGGGUGUGUGUGCUAAUGGCCUUCUCAUUUACAAAGACAGACUGAGGAUCAAUCGCUUCGCUUGGCCAAAGAUCCUGAAAAUUUCCUACAAGCGCAGUCAUUUCUACAUUAAAGUCAGACCAGCAGAGCUGGAACAGUUUGAGAGCACCAUUGGAUUCAAAUUGCCAAACCACCGGGCAGCUAAAAGGCUAUGGAAAGUAUGUGUGGAGCACCACACUUUCUACAGGCUCGUGUCUCCAGAACAGCCACCAAAGGCCAAGUUCUUGACCUUGGGCUCUAAGUUCCGCUACAGUGGCCGCACACAGGCGCAGACGCGCCAGGCAAGCACCCUCAUUGACAGGCCAGCGCCACACUUUGAGCGUGCCUCCAGCAAGCGAAUCUCGAGGAGCCUAGAUGGAGCCCCACUUGGUGUUGUGGACCAAAGUCUUAUGAAGGACUCUCCUGGCCCUCCCGGAGAGGGCUCAGUGCCUGGCCCUGGAGUUGUCAGCUAUGCUGCCAGACAGGACGGCGAUAGCCGGAGGGAUGCCAGAAGCCCAGCGAAAGCUGCACCCCUGCUCGCUGAGGGAAAGAAAAAUACCUUGAGAGUAGAAGGGGAUAAUAUUUAUGUCAGACAUAGCAAUUUAAUGUUGGAGGACCUGGAUAAGGCCCAGGAGGACAUACUGAAACAUCAGGCUAGCAUUAGUGAGCUCAAGCGCAAUUUUAUGGAGUCCACACCUGAGCCGCGCCCCAGUGAAUGGGAAAAACGACGUAUCACACCUCAGUCCCUGCAGACACAAGGGAGAAAAGGCGAGCAUCUUUUCAAGGAUAUUCUGUCCAUGAAGGAGAAGUACUUGAAGGUGACAGCGCGCACAUCUGAAGAGGAAGCUCAGGCGGACAAGAGCCUAGAAGAGGAGAUAAUAUCAAUUUUGUUUAGUGGAAAGGGCUUUUCUCAUAGUGUGAAAGCCUCCUUCCCUUCAUCUACCACUUGGACAGCAGAGGGCGCUGUUGUGAACUCUAAUGCACCUAGAGAAAAGCUUUCUUCUGCACCCUUCUCACACCUGCCUGAGACUCGCACUCUCUCGCCGGAAGGGCCUUGCACUGGAACCGGGGACGCUGUUAAGCGUUCACAUGAGACUCUGAAUGUAGUGGAGGAGACGAAGCGGGCAGAGGUUGGGAAAGACGAGAGCGUAAUCACGGAAGAGAGGACCGGUAAAGAGCUGUCACCUGGGAGUGCUCCUGGGGACACUCGUAAGGUGGAGCCAGUGGCACAGAAAGACUCCACCUCCCUGUCUUCCGAGAGCAGCAGCAGCAGUGAGAGUGAGGAGGAAGAUGUGGGAGAGUACCAGCCCCACCACCGAGUGACUGAGGGCACCAUAAGGGAAGAACAGGAGGAGUGUGAUGAAGAGAUGGAGGAAGAACCGGGCCGAGGAGCCAAGGUAGUAGAGAGGGAGGCAGCAAUGCCCGAAGCCAUCCCAGACAGACAAGCAGGGGCCAGUGCACACACAGUAGAGACAGAGGCCCAGGAAAAUGUAGGUGCCCAAAAGAUCCGUGCAGAGAAGAGUGAGCUCGGAGGCACUGCUAAGCAAGCCAUGAGAGAAGAAGCAGAGGACGAGCAGCACACAGUUAACGGAGAGGUGCCCCGUGGUGACAUUGAUGUUUUACCAGAGAUUAUUUGUUGUUCAGAGCCACCAGUGGUAAAAACAGAGAUGGUAACAAUUUCUGAUGCCUCACAAAGGACAGAAAUCUCCACCAAGGAAGUCCCCAUUGUUCAAACUGAGACCAAAACCAUCACAUAUGAGUCUCCGCAGAUUGAUGGCGGGGCUGGUGGUGAUUCGGGCACGUUACUGACCGCACAAACCAUCACAUCUGAGUCUGCGUCAACAACGACAACCACACACAUCACCAAGACUGUGAAAGGUGGAAUAUCGGAAACAAGAAUUGAGAAACGCAUUGUGAUCACAGGAGACGCAGCUCUGGAUCAAGAUCAGGCGCUGGCUCAGGCCAUUAGGGAAGCCAGAGAGCAGCACCCUGACAUGUCCGUCACGAGGGUAGUAGUGCACAAAGAAACAGAGCCGCUGGAAGAAGGAGAAGAAUAAGAAGGUCGUUUUUUAAGACAACAUUCAGCUUCAUGAAUCUGAAGAACUUUGACCAUUCCAAGUCUUAACGCCACACCACUACUCCAACAAAUUUGUGCUUCAGCUGGUAACUGACCAGAAGCCUGAAGAAUUAAAUGCCAACAGCAAACUUUACCUUAACAGCUCUGGUCUAUACUGUCCCCAUACAUUUCUAAUACACUGUUUGUUUUAUAACCACUUCUAAAUACUCUUUCUUCCCCUUUGCUUUCGUUCUUCCUUUCUUUUAAUUUUUUUUUAAUUCUUUGGGGUUUUUUUUUUUUUUUUUUUUAAGGGUUUUGUAUUUGUUUCCCUUUCCUGCCUGCUUUUUUUUAUGACUCAUUUGCUCAAAUGACAGUGAACAAAGCCAGCCCAGGCUGGUAAGGUGCUGUUCACUUGAACAGGUGCUGUUAUGUGGAAAGGAAACUCUGUGACUAAUUUAGAUAGUGAUUUUCAUUCUUGAAGAUUGUUUCCAUUGAAUUCUUACAGUCAAUAUUUACAGUUUUCAGAUUGCAGUUAAGUAUACUGCAUGAGAUCAUAUUAAUACCAAUUAAAAGCAUUUCUUACAUCUUGAAAUUUUUCUAAUGUUUGGACAUUUCACUACAGAUGGUUUUUCUAUCGACCCCUUUGACUUUCCAGUCCUGUGACUUUGUACUUGGUGGAGUGAGAGACUCUCCGGACUGGAGAAUUAGGAAGCUCACUGAGCACGCACUGUGUUGAGAGACACCACCCCACAGUGCAGAACUUCUCAGACCUAAGCUUUGCCACAGCGCUCCAGAGCAGGAGGAGACGCAGGAAAUGUGCCCUUCCCUUUCACCACUAAAAGAGAACCAGGCAGCUUCAAGCCUUAGUGCUUGCUUUCUUAUCCUUCCCAAUCUCAGUAUCUCCCGUUGUCUGAACACUUGAGCAGAGCACUUGCUUUGUAUGAAACCUCCUGUCUCCAUGUAAAACUGACCUUUGUUACCAAUGAGGUGUAUCACUGAGAUAGUUUGAUGACUCACAGGUUUGAAGAUGCUGGGGAGAAGAGGGUGGGGACAGUGGUGGGGAUGUUGUUGGUUGUAAGAAAGCGAUACCAUGUAAAGCUGACACAGAGACCUGAUAGGGCUUAUUAACUGUAUUGAACAUUUUUCUCAUUUGCUUUUGACUCUAUGUAUAGUUAUGAUGCCAGAUUAGAUUUAUAGCAGCUUCAAGUUGUAUUAAAUGAUAUUUUGCUUUAUGUAAUACUGUUAUAAAAUAAAAGUUUGUUUAUUCUAUAAA
Messenger RNA from Meriones unguiculatus (Mongolian gerbil), 4882 nucleotides. It is a transcript of the gene Epb41l2, whose product is annotated as erythrocyte membrane protein band 4.1 like 2. Gene Ontology annotation, cellular component: plasma membrane; cytoskeleton. The record is from RefSeq and is a predicted model, not a curated record. Bases 281 to 3610 code for a protein of 1109 amino acids. The transcript has 23 exons. Gene Ontology annotation, biological process: cortical actin cytoskeleton organization. Gene Ontology annotation, molecular function: structural molecule activity; actin binding. NCBI's taxonomy places the organism in Eukaryota, Metazoa, Chordata, Mammalia, Rodentia, Muridae.